AUGCGGGAACUCUCGAUCCUGGCCGUAGCCUGUCUAGGGGCCUUGGCAGCGGCCAGUCCAGUCGAACAAAGGGCCACGAACUACGUUGGUUACUUGGUUUCCACCUUUACCGACGCCAACCCCAAGGUGCAGCAGUAUCUUUCUAACGGCAACAAUGCAUACAGUUUCAGGUUCUUGAACAAAGGCAGCCCUGUCCUCUCUUCGACUGUUGGCACUAAGGCCGUGCGCGACAUCUUCCUUGCCACUAACACGGCACGCUCUGAAUAUCAUUUGCUUGCAACAGACCUAGACAUCAACGCCCCGGGCUUCUCCUGGGACGCUGCAACACGGACCGGCAGCCGAGGAAUUGUAGUAUGGAAAUCUACCGACCUGGUGACUUGGUCGGCGAGCAGCCUGCGCACCAUCGAAGUAUCGACAGCUGGCAUGGUUUGGGCUCCAUCAGCCGUCUGGGAUGACGCUACAUCGCAGUACUACGUUUUCUGGUCGUCACGCCACUACGCCACGUCCGACGCCAGACAUACGGGCACGGCCUCGCUCGACCGGAUUCGCUACGCGACCACCAAGGACUUCGUUACGUUUAGUUCACCCUCCGAUUACCUGGCUCCCAGCGGCACGCCGGUCAUCGACCAGGAGUUCCAGUAUCUUGGGACUGCGGGAAGCUUUGCCCGGUUCGUCAAGAAUGAGACAACGCUUCAGGUGUACGAGGAGAGGACCACCGGCGGGCUUUUUGGGUCUUGGUCUCGUGUCGGCACUUAUGUUACCACACAGACCCCGCGGGAGGGCCCAGCUAGCUUCGCAGACAAUACCACACCUGGGUUGUAUCAUCUCUGGUUAGACAACUAUACUCAGUAUGUUCCAUACAAGACAAACAGCAUCACAACUGGAGGCUGGAGCGCGGAAAGCGUUAGUGGGUUUCCCUCAGGGCUAAAGCAUGGUAGCAUUACACCGUUGACUCAGGUCGAAUACAACGCACUUGGUGCCAAGUAUCCUUCUUAA
Neoarthrinium moseri is the source of this 996-nucleotide messenger RNA. RefSeq lists its product as uncharacterized. The coding region runs from base 1 to 996 and encodes 331 amino acids. The record is from RefSeq and is a predicted model, not a curated record. NCBI's taxonomy places the organism in Eukaryota, Fungi, Ascomycota, Sordariomycetes, Amphisphaeriales, Apiosporaceae. The transcript is spliced from 2 exons.